Molecule: messenger RNA, 432 nt
Organism: Acaulospora morrowiae
Lineage: Eukaryota; Fungi; Glomeromycota; Glomeromycetes; Diversisporales; Acaulosporaceae
Source: the annotation of a GenBank genome assembly
AUGAAUUCCAUCAAAGACGACGAAUUUUUGCAGACUUUCAUGCAAAUCAAACAUAAUGAUAUUCUUUUGCCCGGAGAAUUGCAUCGUCCCACAGAUAAAAAUACAGGGAUAUGCGUGUUUGUUCACGGAUCUGGAUCAAGCAGAUUUAGUCCAAGAUACAUUGCGAAGGUUCUUCGAUCUCGAGGAAUAGGCACAUUUUUGUUAGACCUUCUCACUCCCGAAGAAGAGCAGAUUGAUGAGGUGACAAGACAUUUGCGUUUCAACAUCGAGAUGUUGGCUGAAAGGGUUGUUUCGGUAAUUGAUCACUUUGGAAAGGGCGAGGACUUGAAGGGGUUGCCCAUUGGAUUGUUUGGGGCUUCGACCGGGGGUGGAGCUGCAUUACUUGCUGCUCUCAAACGUCCAGAUCGAGUCCGAUUGGUUAUUUCUGGGAAA